GAAACACUAUUCGAAAGACUCUUUACUCGUCACCGUCAGUUUCUGGCACGAGCUAAACGCGAGCCGAGCGCGAACAAGUGCGAACAUUUUCCAGAUCGUCAUUCCUGACGCGUAUGUGACGCUGAAAAAAAAACAGGAAAGAUAAAGAGAGAGAGAGAGAAAGAGAGAGGGAGAAACAAAGAGGGAAGGAGAGUUUCACGACACUUCUACAGCCAGUCGGAUAUCCGAGUUUCAUUCCCGUAAGCGCGAACUCGAUAGAUAUUCUCAUUAAUCGAUACGCGCUAUUUAACCCUCGACCGAUUGCUGGAAACGCGCGGAUAAAAACAUAUUCGGAUAGCGAGAGAGAAAACAGUGGAAGCAAGCAGUGAUAUGAAGAAUACGAAAAUCGACGAAUAUGCGAGCGUGAACGUUAAACGAGUUUCCAAUGGUAAGGACGAGCAUAUCGACGGUGACGCGAGCGUCGACGCCGUGCAAACCGCAAUCGGUAAUCUCGGCAGAUGGCAAGUCACCGUCUGCCUGGCGAUUUCCCUGGUCAAAUUUCCGGUAGCCUGGCACCAAUUGGCGAUCGUCUUCAUGGCACCGCAUCAGGAUUAUAAUUGCACCAAGCCCGCCACCACGGACGCCCAGGACCAGUGCACGGUCAAUGUUAACGGCACAUCGGUCGGGUGUACGGAAUGGGAGUACGACCGAAGCGUAUUUCCCGAGACCAUUAUAUCAGAGUGGAAUUUGGUCUGUGAUCGAACGCACUAUGCGAACAUACAGCAGUCUAUUCUCAUGUUCGGCGUGCUGCUCGGUAACAUAAUCUUCGGCAGUUUAGCGGAUAGGUACGGCAGGAAAAUACCGCUCAUGGUGUCCGUGGUUCUUCAACUGGUGUCAGGUAUCGGGUGUGCCAUAGUUCCUUGGUUUCAAGCGUUGCUGCUGAUGAAACUGUUGAGUGCCAUGGCCACGGGAGGCACGAUGGUCACUAGUUACGUUAUUUGUAAGUAUGGACGAAUCGUGAUAAAUCAACGAGAAUCGUCGAUUGGUACGUACUUUUUCUCAGGUAUGGAAAUAGUAGGCACAAAGUGGCGAGCCGCCAUCACCGUUCUCUACCAAAUUCCCUUUAGCUUAGGCCACAUGUCGUUGGCGGGACUCGCGUUCUGGUUUCGAUAUUGGCAGCAUCUGCAGCUCGCCAUCACUCUUCCGUCUGUCAUUCUUCUGAGUUACUGGUGGUUAGUGCCCGAGUCACCUAGGUGGUUGUUAGCUAUGGGCAGGCAGAGGGCGGCGUGCGAGAUCCUGCAGAAGGCGGCCAAUAUCAACAAGGUGGAGAACGUGGACAUUCCCGAGGUGAUCAGGAAGCACUGUUUGCAGCAGAAUUUCAAGAGAUCCGCGCUGGACCACGAGGCCUCGUUCCUGGAUCUGUUUCGCACGCCAAACAUGCGAAUAAAGUCCCUAUCGAUCUUCUUCAAUUGGAUCGUUUGCGGAAUGGGUUUGUUCGGCAUGUCACAGUACAUCGGCCAGGUAGGCGGCGAUAUUUUCAUUAAUUUCGCAGUAUCCGGUGCCAUACAGGUUCCUGGAAACUUCGUCGCAUGGUGGGCGAUGAACAAAUUAGGUCGGCGGGCCACUCUGAUCUGCAGCAAUUCCAUCGCCGGCGCGGCCUGUCUGUUCUUGAUCAUCGCGUCGAACGAUAUCGCGUGGGUAAGAUUGAUGCUGGCGUGUUUCGGCAUCGUCGGUAUGUCGGUAUCGUUCACGACGGUCUACCUUUUCUCCGGAGAACUGUUCCCCACCGUCGUGAGGAACAUCGGGGUCGGCACGAGCAGCAUGUGCGCCAGACUGGGUUCCAUCGUGGCACCCUUCGUCGUGUCUCUGAGCGACAUUGAGGGGUGGCUACCACCGACCGUGUUCUGCGUCUUGCCGUUCAUCGGGGCCGCUUUGUGUUUGCUAUUGCCCGAAACUGCCGGAUGCGUGCUACCGGAGACGCUCCAGGACGGAGAGGAAUUUGGAAAGAAGUGCAAAGCAAAAGGGAAAUACGCGGACGCCGAGGCGGAAGCGGCAUUCUGAGGAAGAGCGAGGAUUUCCUCCGGGCAGUUACGAAUUGUGCGGAGCGAUGCGAAUGUUAUCAUCGAGGUGCCAGCGAGUGCGCGUUUGAUCUCGCGAUCGUGCGUUAAACGGUUUUAUUUAUUAUAUCUCACUUUUGUAAUUCAAUAAGGUAGCGCGCGCGACUAAUACCACCACCUUUUCAUGUUCGUCUCGCCUCCCUCAUACCAAUACCAUGAUUUAAAGAGAUGACACUUAGAGAGAUAAUAUUUUCAAAGAUGUAUUGCCCGUAACUCGAAAUAAUGAACAAAUUGUAAGAAAAAAAUUAUAAGUGGAUCUACGUUGCAUUUAAAAGUGAUACCAAAAGUUUGACGGUAAUUCAGAGUCCGAAAGUUAUAGGAGAUUGCGGGGUGAAGUGAGUUUGAUAAAAAUUCGACAAAACUUACACUGCGUGUACAUUGAAAUGUAUUAUCUAAUUUAACGCUCAUGCAAUUAGAAAAAGAUUGAUCCAAUAUUGAUCGGAUGAUGCAUGAAAAUAGCAUUAAUAAGAGAAAUAAAAAUAAUAACAUUUUCAUAUUUGUAAUAUUGCGUACAUAUGCCUACUUCAAUUUCGUUUUAAAUUAACAUUUAUCAUUUAGAUAGUGAAAUUAACGCAAUUUCACUUAAUGAAGCAAAUUACAUUAAUAUCUAAAUGAUCAAUUUAUGAGUGACCUCCUUGAUGUGCCACGGAAAAAUAUGGGUGAGUGGACAAUACAUCCUUAAGUAAUCCGUAAGAUUGCGCGACAGUAUUUUUGAAGAUCACACGCCUAGGAAGUAUUAAUCAAGAAAUCGAAGCGCCUUUAGGAAUGCUAUUUUUAAUACUGCCAAGUAACGAAAAUACU
Messenger RNA from Dinoponera quadriceps, 2897 nucleotides. RefSeq names its product organic cation transporter protein-like. Gene Ontology annotation, biological process: transmembrane transport. Gene Ontology annotation, molecular function: transmembrane transporter activity. Gene Ontology annotation, cellular component: membrane. The record is from RefSeq and is a predicted model, not a curated record. The coding region runs from base 370 to 2040 and encodes 556 amino acids. The transcript has 9 exons. Lineage: Eukaryota; Metazoa; Arthropoda; Insecta; Hymenoptera; Formicidae.